Molecule: messenger RNA, 1341 nt
Organism: Ophidiomyces ophidiicola
Lineage: Eukaryota; Fungi; Ascomycota; Eurotiomycetes; Onygenales; Onygenaceae
Gene: UTR2
Product: putative glycosidase CRH2
Exons: 3
Coding region: 1-1341 (446 amino acids)
Biological process (GO): fungal-type cell wall organization; carbohydrate metabolic process
Cellular component (GO): fungal-type cell wall
Molecular function (GO): chitin binding; hydrolase activity, hydrolyzing O-glycosyl compounds; glycosyltransferase activity
Source: RefSeq, a predicted model, not a curated record
AUGACUCGCCUUUUGGCAUACGCGCUGGCCUUAGCCCUUUCAUCACAGGCUGUAUUUGCUGCACCUGAAAAGUGCAACCCAGGAAAGAAAUGUCCUGAAAGCUCUCCGUGCUGCUCGCAAUACGGAGAAUGCGGAUCGGGUGCCUAUUGCCUUGGGGGCUGCGACGCGAAAUCUUCCUUUGCUAUUGAUUCCUGCGUGCCAGCUCCGGCGUGCAAGAGCAAGAAGUUUACCUGGGAUAAUCUUGACAGCAUUGUCCCCAAUACAAAAUACCUUGGAGAUGCAGAAAAGGCGGAUUGGGUUUCCAGUGGCCAGCCUUUAUCAAAUGAUGGCACUCUGUUAUUAACCAUGGCCCCUGGCACCGUAGGCACGUUGUUAGCUUAUAACCACUAUCUCUGGUAUGGCAAAGUAAGCGCCAGAUUGAAGACUAGCCGUGGCAAGGGUGUUGUAACCGCAUUUAUUCUUCUGUCAGACGUGAAAGAUGAGGUCGAUUUUGAAUUCGUCGGGGCCGAUUUGGUUACUGCCCAAACCAAUUACUACUUCCAAGGAGUUACAGACUAUACUAAUGGAAAAAACCAAUCUCUUUCGGAUACCUUCAGCGAAUAUCAUACUUACGAAAUUGACUGGACUCCUGACCAGAUCACCUGGGGUAUCGAUGGGAAACCCGUUCGCGUGACGAAACGGUCCGAUACAUUCAACAAGACAUCGAAUCAGUAUGCUUUCCCCCAAUCACCGACUCGUGUGCAACUGUCUCUCUGGCCUGCUGGGCUGCCCUCAAACCAGCCAGGCACGAUCAACUGGGGCGGUGGCCUAGUUGACUGGAAACAUGAAGAUAUUACAAGACAUGGGUAUUAUUAUGCGACUUUUGACGAGGUCACGAUUGAGUGCUACAACCCACCAAAGAAUACUAAGACCGAAGGAUCGAAGUCUUAUGUCCUUACUGAUCUCAAGGGCACCGAGGAUGCAUUCAAAAUCACCGACCAAGACACGACUUUGAAAUCCUUCCUCGGCAACGGCCGCAACAUGUCCGCUGACUAUCCAUCGGCCUCUGGAAGUAAUAAGCCUGCUCAAAGUAGCCAUAUCGCUGUUAUCCCUGGCUUGACUGGAGCCGGACCCGGUGCCGAUGCAAACCGAGGACAAGAUGGCAAUAACAAUAAUAACAAUGGCGGCGGCAGCGGCGGAUCUCCCGGGAAUGGUGGCAACAGCAGACCUAACCCAGGAGAUUUCUCCCAAGGCGGCAGCCCUAGUGACAAGAAGAGCGGCGCUUCUCCGCAAGGCGAAAAAGUACUUACCGGAUCCUUGUUUGCAGUGCUCGUAGCACUUGUGGUUCUCGUUGCGAUGUAA